Molecule: messenger RNA, 2854 nt
Organism: Nothoprocta perdicaria
Lineage: Eukaryota; Metazoa; Chordata; Aves; Tinamiformes; Tinamidae
Product: mitochondrial amidoxime reducing component 2-like
Exons: 7
Coding region: 1-996 (331 amino acids)
Biological process (GO): nitrate metabolic process
Cellular component (GO): mitochondrial inner membrane
Molecular function (GO): pyridoxal phosphate binding; molybdopterin cofactor binding; molybdenum ion binding
Source: RefSeq, a predicted model, not a curated record
AUGAGCGGGGCGCUGGGUCGCGUCAUGGCGGCCGCUCCGCGCUGGCUCUGGGCCGCGGCGGCCGCGGCGGCGCUGGGCGCCCUGCUGGGCGCCUGGCGCUGGGCCGGCAGGGGCCGCCGGCGGCGCCGCGGGCGGCUCGAGCGGGUGGGCACGGUGUCGCGGCUCGUCGUGUACCCCGUGAAGUCGUGUCGCGGCGCGGCCGUGUCGCGCGCGGAGGUGACGCCCAUGGGGCUGCGCAGCGGCGACCUGCGCGACAGGUUCUGGCUGGUGACCAAGGAGGACGGGCACAUGGUGACGGCGCGGCAGGAGCCGCGCCUCGUGCUCGUCUCCGUGGGCUGCGAGAACGGCUGCCUGACGCUCAGCGCCCCCGAGAUGACGAAGCUGAGCUUCCCCAUCCGCCUGCCGCGCAAGAACCGCGUGCGGGACUGCAGGAUAUUUGGACUGGAUAUCCAAGGGAGGGACUGUGGCGAUGAAGUGGCCCAGUGGAUUACCUCUUUCCUGAAAACAGAGCCGUAUCGACUAGUGCACUUUGAGCCUUCCAUGGUGCCACGGAAGUCCAAGGAUAUAAUAAACCGUUUCCGAACCACCGAUGAGGUUGCCUAUCCUGACUGCAGCCCAGUCUUGAUGCUUACAGAAGCUUCACUGGAAGAUCUAAACAGCAGGCUGGAAAAGAAAGUUAAGAUGGAAUACUUCAGGCCAAAUAUUCUUGUUUCAGGUUGCAGUGCUUAUGAAGAGGACUCCUGGGAGGACAUUGUUAUUGGUGAUGUGGAGUUGAAAGGAACAGUGUCUUGUGGCAGGUGUAUUUUAACAACUGUGGACCCAGACACUGGGGUCAUGGAUAGGAAGGAGCCCCUGGAAACAUUGAAAAGCUACCGCUUAUGUGAUCCAUCUGAGCAACAUCUGUACAAAUCCAGUCCUCUCUUCGGAAGAUAUUUCGCUGUUGACAAAACUGGAACAAUUCAAGUUGGAGACCCUGUGUACAAGAUAGUCCAGUAAAGGGAGAUAGAUUUUGAUCAGAAGAUGUCAUUUCGCUCUAAAAUUCAAAUUGCUUUCCCACGAAYACAGCCAGUGACAUAUUUUGUUCUGAUUCCUUACAGUAUUUUCUUUUUUUUUUUGUAAGGCACAAGAGAGUCCUUCAGCCUAUGAAGUGCCAAAGUGAUUGCAGAAUGAUGUGAUCCUAAGACUCCCCAUGUUCAAACUGAUACCCUAGCCACUGUUGUAUAGGGUGCUGUGUUCAUCUUUAGCUCCUCUCUGACUCAGUGAAACUCUUAUUAUUGAAAGUUGGCCUUCUUCAGCAAGAGGAUAUCUCUACUAAAGUCACCUGCAUAGUCACCUGCAUAUAUAGAGAAGUAAAGUUUAUGCAUCCAGAUGAAGUAAAAAUUUAGACUUCUGGUGUCAAAUAGCAGCUAAGCAGGAAAUUGCAAGUUGCAGUUUUAGACUGAGCAUUUUAUCAUCCAUACACAGUAUGCACUCUUUUUUUUUUCUUAAACCUAACUGAAAUGUUAGCCCCUUACAUGAAAUCCAUAAUCAUAUUUUACGAUGUGCGUUAUAGUAUCCAAAACAAGUAGGGAGUUGAUGCAGGAGAAAACUUGGAGAUGGCAAGGAGAAACAAGGAGAAACUUGGAUAAUGGCAGUGCUCCCUUUUUGUCAAAUCUCGCAGUUUUUAAAAAUGUAGAAGUACUCAAAGACAAAAGCGAGCACUUGGCACUGUACCAUUGUUAUGGAUUAGUGUAUCUGGAAAGAGUGUGGGGUUAGCCAAAAGAGAAUUUUAAAUAAGUAUGAAGAAGAACAAAUCAUAACCAGGUUUGGAGUUUAGAUUCUGUGUUCUSUUUUGUGCGUGUGAGACUGGGACUUUGCUGCCUGUGCACACCUGACACUGGCAGAAUGAAAAGCCAUCCUGCUUUUGAGCAGGUUCAAAUGGAGGUACAUGACAACCAUGGAGCAGGCAUAUGAGGAAGGUAGUUCUGUAUUUUUGRCUGCCUGGGAGUUGCUCCAUAUAGUUUUUGGUUAGUAGAGUGCUCUGUAAGUAUUAAGUUUUACUGUGACACAUGAGUGCCUAGCUCAGGCUGCGUAUUUUGUGCCUGUGCAUUGUUAUUCCCAGUGCAGUAACUAAGGGGAAGACGUCAGAGAAAAAGCAUCUUUUAAAAUAAAAAUAAUCAUGAGGUCCACUUAAAAAGCAUAUGUUAAAAAUCCUUUAACAUAAUAAGAAGCUGAAGCAUUGUGGAAUUCCUCAGGAAUUCCUAACUAAUUGUGGAAUUCCUAAUUAGUUAGGURUGUGUCUCUUGAGUCAAAAAAAAGUGAGAGAAAGAUGAAUUCUUGCCUCUGGCAAAGUGUAAUUCUUCCCUGUUGUCUUAGCACCACAUUAGGAGUUAUGUAACACAAAUUCUGUGUGGUAUAAGUCAGGUUGCAUUUUGCUAUCAUUGACUGGAUUAAUUUGGAAACGCAGCUAUUUUUCCAGUGGGAAAUUUUGCAUCUGUGUUCCAGUUACUGAAAGAAAAUUAUAUUGAUCUAACCUCUGAUUUACCCCUGCAAAACCUCCUUAGAAGAAUUUGGCUAGAAUCCUAAAAUGAGUAUGCAUCUGAAUGUAGUUUGAUAAAUGACAUUUAAGUCAAUUAUGUGAUAAAAGAGCUGGGAGCUGCAGAGAGUAACUAAUUAAUAUUACAAUAUAAGCUUUUUCAUAUAAUUGCUGAACUGUGACUGUGGCUGAACUGUGACUGUGGAAAUUACAUUUGAUUUCACUGAAGCUUUUUAGAAAACCAACUGAAAACAUGUCAGUCUUAGAGCACUUUUUGUAUAUGUGUGCUUGAAACUSUUAACUGCCUUUUAACUCUGGAAAGAAAAAAAGUAUUCUUCU